Molecule: messenger RNA, 539 nt
Organism: Syngnathus acus (greater pipefish)
Lineage: Eukaryota; Metazoa; Chordata; Actinopteri; Syngnathiformes; Syngnathidae
Gene: ndufa12
Product: NADH:ubiquinone oxidoreductase subunit A12
Exons: 4
Coding region: 63-500 (145 amino acids)
Biological process (GO): response to oxidative stress; mitochondrial respiratory chain complex I assembly
Cellular component (GO): membrane
Source: RefSeq, a predicted model, not a curated record
GCUACCCGGACCUUUUACUACGUGGGACUAUCGCUCCGUUUCCCAAAUAGUUCUGUCCCAAGAUGGCGCAGUACGUCAACAUUGUCCGAAGGGCUUUGGGACAACUGGGAGGUCACGGCGGUGUUCGAGGGUUUCUUCUUCAACUUUUCAGGGUCAACGACGUGAAGACAGGAGCCCUCAUUGGUGUCGACAAAUAUGGCAACAAAUAUUACGAGGAUUCGAAGCACUACUUCUUUGGACGUCAUCGCUGGGUGAUCUACACCACUCAGAUGAAUGGAAAGAACACUUUGUGGGAGGUGGAUGGCAGCAUGGUACCUGCUGAAUGGCAUCGCUGGCUCCACUGCAUGACAGACGACCCCCCCACCACGCACCCGCCCGAGCCUAAGAAAUUCCUUGCCGAGGUGCACCAGUUCAACGUGAGCGGCACCUCGCAGCAGUACGUGCCCUACUCCACAACACGCAAGAAGAUCCACGAAUGGGUGCCCCCCAAAGCCCAGUGACCCAAGACCCCGCCUCAAUAAAACCUUUGGCUUUCAUGA